AUGACUGCCCCAAAUCAAGAACAUGUGGCAAUUGUCAAUCCUCCCCCUCCAAAACACAUCAAUACCCAAGGAACUGGUUGUUUGACCAAUCAGCUUCAAUACUUGCAGAGGGUAGUUAUGAAAGCCAUGUGGAGACAUAACUUUUCCUGGCCAUUUCAUCACCCAGUGGAUGCUGAGGGUCUAAAACUUCCAGAUUAUUAUAAUAUUAUUACAAAACCAAUGGAUUUGACUACAAUUCAGAAGCGUCUGGAACACAACUAUUACACUUGUGCUGCUGAGUGUAUCGAAAACUUUAAAACGAUGUUUUCAAAUUGUUACCUGUAUAACAAGCCUGGUGAUGACAUUGUUUUCAUGGCACAAGCACUAGAAAAAGUAUUUUUGCAAAAAAUUGCACAGAUGCCCCCAGAAGAGAAAGUUGUGGUGGACAGUAAAGGAAAAAGAAAGGGGGAAAAGACAGAUGGUAAUGACCUCCCUAACAAUGGAAUCUCACAAGCUAAACCAAAACAGCCUAAGAAAGUUAAGCUGCUUCCAGUGAUGUCCACACCAAAGCAAAACAUCCUUGAAUCUUCACCUGUAACUCCAUCCUCAAAUGUACUACAAGCCGCAGAAACAGUAACCACAGGUGUGAAAAGGAAGGCUGAUACUACUACUGCAAUAAUCACUGCAAGCAAUGAAUCCUCUCCAGCCCCCAGUGAGCCCAAAAUUACAAAGAUCUCCUCUAGAGAAGAGGGCAAUGGGUCUCCAGCAAAGCAAGACUUGCCAGACUCCCAGCAACCUCCUGAGCCUAUCAAGAACGUAAGGCUAACAGCACAGCUGGAAUACUGUAACGAGAUCCUUCUAGAAAUGUUCUCACAGAAGCAUGUAGCGUACGCUUGGCCAUUUUAUAAGCCAGUAGAUGUUACUUCCUUGGGCCUUGAAGACUACCAUACAGUUAUUAAACAUCCAGUGGACCUUGGAAGCAUUAAGACAAAAAUGGAAAACCAUGAGUAUAAAGACACGCAAGAAUUUGCUGCUGAUAUUAGGCUAAUGUUUAUGAACUGCUACAGAUACAACUCUCCCGACUGUGAAGUAGUGGCAAUGGCAAGGAAACUUCAGGAUGUCUUUGAGAUGCAGUUUGCCAAAAUUCCAGAUGACCCCACUAGGCCCAGGCCUCUCUUGCACUUCAUGGCCAGAACAAGAGCAUCCAUCUCUACUGAAAGCAGCAGUGAUGACUCUCCUGAGGAUUCAGAAGAAGAAAGAGCAAGGCAACUGGCAGAGCUCCAGCAGCAGCUUAAGGCUGUUCAUCAGCAAUUGCAAGCUUUGGCUAGAACGACAUUACCCAAGCUGAAAAAGAGGAAGAAAGGAAAAUUGAAAGAGAAAAGGAAAAGCCAAGUCAAAGCCAAGUUGGGGAAUCAAAUGAAGAGAAAGAUGAAGAAAGGAAAAAAGAAAAUGUCUUUGAACAUCCAAUCAAAGAAUUUCAAGCAGCAAGAUGAGCCAGCAUACAAUUCUGAAGAUGAGGAUAAUGCCAAACCUAUGAAUUAUGAUGAAAAGAGGCAGUUAAGUUUGGACAUAAAUAAACUCCCAGGAGAGAAGCUUGGCAGAGUGGUCUACAUUAUACAGUCAAGGGAACCUUCACUUCAGCACUCUAAUCCUGAUGAAAUUGAGAUAGAUUUUGAAACAUUGAAAGCAUCUACUUUAAGGGAACUGGAGAAGUACGUAAUGGCUUGUUUAAGAAAGAGGCCCAAGAAACAUUCUGAAAAGAAGUCAAAGGAAGAACUUAAUUUAGAGAAGAAACAAGAACUGGAGAGGAGGCUCCUGGACGUCAAUGGGCAGCUGAACCAUAAGAAACAAGGGAGAGUGUGUAGUCCUAUAUUUUAAAUAAUUAUCAAUUGGUUUUUUCUACUAGCUGAAAAUAAUGCCAUACCAAACACUGUUGGAGUUCCAUCUCGGCUAAGCGAAAGCAGCAGCAACAGCACUAUAACCACCUCUUCUGACUCUGAUAGUAGCAGCAGUGAAUCCAGCUCCUCUGAUGAUGGCACCGAUUCUGAGUCUGAAAUGUACUUAAAGCAGAAUGGAAACAGGCAGAAGAAUUUAUCUCACAAAAAGCAGAUUAAGAUGCCACUGCUUCAUCAAAGGACAUCCUGCACUAUUGAUCCCCAAGCACAAAACAUUUUGCCUACCAGCACACAAUCGCCAAGAUCAACAGAAGCGACACUUCCCUAUCGGAUACUGCAGAACUCUCAACAUCCACAGCGCACCCCCCUGAAAUUGCCGGAACAAAGUGUCCUCUCUCCAACAGGAAUGGUGGCUGUUGUGUCCCCACUACACUGCACUCCAAUUCAUCAAGCCACUCAAAGUAGCUUGUUGGAAAUCCACCCACCCGUCAUCCAAACUCCUCACAUGCUUUCAAAGGUAUCUUGUUCCUCCUCCCCAACUCUCCUUCCAAGUGAUAGCGAUGGUAUCGGGCAAGCGUCAUCCCAACAGAAGCAAGUUGGUCUCCAAAAUGAAAUUGAUUGGGAAACUGCUGAAUCAAAAUCUGUUAAUCAAGAACAAAAAUUAAAGACUAGCUUUCCAGAUGGUCCGUGUGGGCAACAUAUGAUUGAUUCUACACAUGCCACUGUUCCAGCAAGCUGCUCCAAUAACUGUGAGGGUAAAGCAGAGCAAGUUGCUAAUCCUUCAGCAUCUCUUACAAAGGAGAUAAAAGUCAAGCAUGCUGAUUCCUGGACAAGUUUAGGGAAAAUGACACCUGCACCAGUCUCCAUCAAAUCCUCCAAUGACAGCUUUAGACAGUUCCAAAAAGCAGCCCUAGAAAAAGAAGAAAGUGAAUGGACAAAGGAACGCAAUAGGCAGUUGUUGGAACAAGCCAAGCAGAAGCUGAAGAAUCUCCCUCAGGAAAAAAAGAGAAACAACGGAGAAACAAAAUUGGAACCCACUACAGUAAAAGCAAACCAUUCAUCCCAAGGAGGAGAGGCAUCAUCAAAAGGACAGUUACAGUCCCAUCAAAAUCUUGUCAUUGACCGUAGCUUAGCAAGAAAAAUGGAACAAGAACGCAGGAGGCGAGAAGCCAUGGCAGGCAUCAUUGAUAUGAAUCUGCAGAGUGAUAUUAUGGCAACGUUUGAAGAAACUUUGCAGUGAGAAGAAUGGAAGAUGAUAAUAAAUUGGCUGCUGUUCCUUAAAAGGGGACACUGGAUUGCAAACAUACUUUCAGCCCACUGACCUCAAUGUUACAAAUACUUUGUGGUAGUAUUCCAUCUGAACACUUGUUAACCUUUUUGAAGAGCCAGUGUAUUACCGUUAUAAGAUUCUGUUUUAUAAAAUGUGUGAUGUUAAAAUCAUAAAAGCAUAUGUUAUGUAAUGUUGGUUCAUAACUGAUCCAUCAGUAAUGCUUUAUGGGCUAUGUUUUUGAGCUCAGUUGGUUUUGUGCUGCUAUUUUCACACAUUUUUAACCUGAUUCAGAUUUUUUUGAGGAGGUUUUGUUUUUUAAAUUCAGUGAGGGAAAACAAGCAUAAGGUUUGCGUUGGAAUAUUUAGGUUGGUAUUUAAAUGCCUCUGGGAUGUGAACAAAGACUCACAUAGUUGGAUUUUUGUAUUUAAAUAAUUGCUAAUAACCAUUGACACACUGAAGUCUCCUUUGAACAAUAUUUCAUUAUGCCUUUCUAUAUGCUAAUACUUUUAAGAAAAGUAUUUUCUGUUUAUUUUUCCUUUUGUUUUUGGCUAAAGCACUUAAGUUGAGGGUUUAUUUGAAAUGGGAGGCAAGCACAUUUUUUUUCAAAUUGUUUAGAACUAGAAUUUGGGAUUCCUACCUGCCUACCAUUUGGAAAAAAUCUGAUAGCUGUGAUUGUCGUUUUAUAGUAAAUAUUGUAAAUAUGUAACUGCUUUCCUUUUCCAAGCAUGUCGUU
Sphaerodactylus townsendi is the source of this 3877-nucleotide messenger RNA. It is a transcript of the gene BRDT, whose product is annotated as bromodomain testis associated. Gene Ontology annotation, cellular component: nucleus; chromatin. NCBI's taxonomy places the organism in Eukaryota, Metazoa, Chordata, Lepidosauria, Squamata, Sphaerodactylidae. The record is from RefSeq and is a predicted model, not a curated record. Gene Ontology annotation, biological process: positive regulation of transcription elongation by RNA polymerase II; chromatin remodeling. The transcript is spliced from 19 exons.